Girardinichthys multiradiatus is the source of this 7226-nucleotide messenger RNA. Its product is annotated as phospholipid-transporting ATPase IH-like. Gene Ontology annotation, cellular component: plasma membrane; trans-Golgi network; endoplasmic reticulum. Gene Ontology annotation, biological process: phospholipid translocation. Gene Ontology annotation, molecular function: ATPase-coupled intramembrane lipid carrier activity; ATP hydrolysis activity; ATP binding. The record is from RefSeq and is a predicted model, not a curated record. The transcript has 30 exons. The coding region runs from base 426 to 4037 and encodes 1203 amino acids. NCBI's taxonomy places the organism in Eukaryota, Metazoa, Chordata, Actinopteri, Cyprinodontiformes, Goodeidae.
GCCACACCGAGGGCCACCGUUCUCACUACGGAGACACACACAGUCUACACCAGGACGCAUCUCUUUUAGGAAUUAAGCACUUUAUCAGACAGUGAAUUCAAAACAAUACGAACCGGAGGUUUGAAUCCAGGCGAGGAGCUAAAAGAGAACAAUCCUGCUGAAAUGUGACGGGAGGCGCAGGAGGAACGGUUUUAGAGUAACGCUCGGGGGGCUUUGUGGGUCUUCCAGGGAUGCCAUGAAAAUCACAGGAGCGGAGUAACUGAGCGAGAGAGACCGCUGCUCUGCGCUACAAUCACAGACGAGGCAGCGGCGGUGGUGGCCGAGAGAGAGAGAGAGAUGGAUCCAGCUGGAAACAUCCGCUUUUUUAGGUAGCGCUUACGAAGAUCCAGGGAGAGCAGACCCGUCUCUGUCGCGCCGUCUCUAGGAUGGAUUUCAGCCUGCUCCGGAACAUCAUCAGCAGAUACUGUGCAGGGGAGGAGAACUGGGUGGACAGUCGGACGGUGUAUAUCGGCCAUAAAGAGCCCCCUCCGGGAGCUGAGGCCUACAUCCCUCAGCGUUACCCCGACAACCGCAUCGUCUCUUCCAAGUACACCUUUUGGAGCUUCAUUCCUAAGAACUUGUUUGAGCAGUUCAGAAGAAUCGCUAACUUCUACUUCUUGGUCAUAUUUUUGGUCCAGCUUAUCAUCGACACCCCCACCAGCCCAGUCACCAGCGGCCUGCCCCUCUUCUUUGUUAUCACCGUCACCGCCAUAAAGCAGGGCUAUGAAGACUGGCUCAGACACAAAGCUGACUGCUCCAUAAACGAGUGUCCUGUGGAUGUGGUGCAGCAGGGGAAGGUGGUGAGGACGCAGAGUCACAAACUACGGGUAGGCGACAUUGUCAUGGUGAGAGAGGAUGAGACUUUCCCCUGUGACCUCAUCUUUCUCUCCUCCAGCCGAGACGAUGGCACCUGCUACGUCACCACCACCAGCCUCGACGGGGAGUCGAGUCACAAGACCUAUUACGCUGUACCAGAUACCAUGGCCUUUAAAACUGAGCAGGAGGUGGAUUCAUUACAUGCUACUAUUGAAUGUGAACAACCGCAGCCUGACCUCUACAAGUUUGUGGGACGCAUCAACGUUUACAAGGACAAAGAGGAGCCUGUGUCUAGAACACUGGGAGCUGAGAACUUACUUCUGAGAGGAGCCACGCUGAAGAAUACACAACAUAUUUUUGCUAUUGCAGUCUACACUGGCAUGGAGACCAAGAUGGCACUUAAUUACCAGUCUAAAUCUCAGAAGCGCUCUGCUGUUGAGAAGUCGAUGAACGCCUUCCUGAUUGUGUACUUGUGCAUCUUGAUCAGUAAAGCUGUGAUCAACACUGUCCUGAAGUACGCCUGGCAGUGGUCCCCUGAUCGGGACGAGCCCUGGUACAACCACAGGACUGAGAUCGAGCGCCAGCGCCAUGUGGUGAUCCGAGCCUUUACAGACUUCCUGGCCUUCAUGGUCUUGUUUAAUUACAUCAUUCCGGUGUCCAUGUAUGUCACCGUAGAGAUGCAGAAGUUUCUUGGCUCGUAUUUCAUUACCUGGGAUGAGGAGAUGUUUGAUGAAGAGCUGGGGCAGGGGGCCCAAGUGAACACCUCGGACCUGAACGAAGAGCUGGGACAGGUGGAGUAUGUGUUUACUGAUAAGACCGGCACUCUGACGGAGAACAACAUGGAGUUUAUCGAAUGCUGCGUGGAUGGCAAUGUCUACAUCCCACAUGCGAUCUGUAAUGGCCAAAUCCUCAGUGCUGCCUCUAGCAUUGACAUGAUCGACUCCUCACCUGGGGGAUACAGGAGAGAGUACGAGGAUCUGUUUUUCCGGGCACUGUGUCUCUGUCACACGGUGCAGGUGAAGGAGGAGGAGACGGUGGACGGUAUCAAACGGGGCAUCCAUCAGGGCAGGCCCACUUCCUUCUACAUUUCCUCGUCGCCAGAUGAAGUAGCUUUGGUGGAAGGAAUGAAAAGACUGGGCUACACCUAUCUGCGACUGAAGGACAACUACAUGGAGAUCCUCAACAAAGAUGACGAGAUCGAAAGGUUUGAGCUGCUCCAUGUGCUGAACUUCGACUCUGUCAGGAGGAGAAUGAGCGUCAUAGUAAAGUCCGUCUCAGGAGAGUACCUGCUGUUCUGUAAAGGGGCAGACUCAUCUAUUUUUCCUCGAGUAGUAUCCGGAAAGGUGGAGCAAGUUAAAGCCCACGUGGAGCAGAACGCUGUAGAGGGGCUGCGGACUCUGUGCGUCGCCUACCGAAAGCUGUCACAAUCCGAGUACCAGGAAGCGUGUCAUUACCUGACUGAAGCCAAGCUGUCCUUGCAGGACAGGGAGCAGAGGCUGGCCCAGGCCUAUGAUGUCAUCGAGAGAGAUUUUGUCCUCCUGGGUGCUACAGCGGUGGAGGACAGGCUGCAGGAGAAAGCUGCGGACACCAUCGAAUCGCUACACAAGGCCGGCAUCAAAGUCUGGGUCCUGACAGGAGACAAGAUGGAGACGGCCGCCGCCACGUGUUACGCCAGCAAGCUGUUCCGUCGCCGCACCCAGAUUCUGGAGCUUACCAAGAAACGCACCAAAGAGCAGAGCCUGCACGACGUUCUGUUCGAGCUGAAUAGGACGGUUCUUAGGCAACGCUCCAUAUCUGGGUUGUCGGUAGACUGCCUCGACUUUGGCCUAAUUAUCGACGGGGCAACUCUUUCUGCAGUUUUAAAACCCACCCAAGAGGUUUCUGGCCAUGGGAACUACAGAGAGAUCUUUCUUGAAAUAUGUCGCAACUGUAGCGCUGUUCUCUGCUGUCGCAUGGCACCGCUGCAGAAAGCCCAGAUUGUGAAGCUAAUUAAAUCUUCCAAGGAACACCCCAUUACCCUCGCCAUUGGCGAUGGAGCCAACGAUGUCAGCAUGAUCCUAGAAGCACAUGUUGGCAUUGGCAUCAUGGGUAAAGAAGGCCGACAGGCAGCCAGAAACAGUGACUACGCCAUCCCAAAAUUUAAACACCUGAAGAAGAUGCUGCUGGUCCACGGCCACUAUUACUACAUCCGAAUCGCAGAGCUUGUUCAGUACUUCUUCUACAAGAAUGUGUGCUUCAUCUUCCCCCAGUUCCUGUAUCAGUUCUUCUGCGGGUUCUCACAGCAGCCUCUGUACGACACAGCAUAUUUGACGCUGUACAACAUCAGCUUCACCUCCCUCCCGAUCCUCCUGUACAGCCUGGUCGAGCAGCACGUGACCAUUGACACACUGAAGAGGGAGCCCUCUUUGUACAGGGAUAUUGCGAAGAACUCCCUCCUCCGCUGGCCUGUCUUCCUGUACUGGACUUGUCUGGGUGUGUUUGACGCAGUCAUCUUCUUCUUUGGUGCCUACUUCCUGUUUGACAACACCACCUUCACCAGCAACGGCCAGCUUAUGACCACCAACACACAGAUGAUGUUCGGAAACUGGACGUUUGGGACUCUCAUCUUCACUGUUCUGGUUUUCACCGUAACACUCAAGCUUGCCUUGGACACACGUCACUGGACUUGGAUCAACCACUUUGUCAUCUGGGGCUCGCUGCUCUUCUACGUCAUUUUCUCUCUUCUCUGGGGCGGCAUCAUUUGGCCCUUCCUGAACUACCAGAGGAUGUACUACGUGUUUAUGCAGAUGUUGUCCAGCGGUCCGGCCUGGCUCAGCAUCAUCCUCCUUAUUAUCGUCAGCCUCCUGCCGGAUGUCAUCAAAAAGGUCCUCUGCAGGGCCGUUUGUCCCACAGCCACCGAGCGUGCACAGGUCCACGAGAAGCUACUGUCUGGUAGCGUGGCUGAGUUGACUCCACUGUCCUUUCGUCGAUCCCACAAAGGCAGGAAUACAGACUCCACCCUCCUCCACCUCGGUGCUGCAGAAACACUGUCCCUGCACAGCUCUAGUCCUCUUCCCCAGAAACUCCUGGCUCACCUGUCAGAGGGAGGAAGGUCCGACCUGUCCUCUCUUAGCCCCUACAUGCUCCGUCUCUCAGGGGCCGGGUUUGCCUACUACGCUCCCGGACCGGAGACCCCUGUGUGAAAUAAAAACAUCUGAAGAUGUGUCAUUAAGAUCUCCACUGCAAGGAUCAAGAAUUUAUGAAACACCCAUUAAAAGCAUGGACUCUCCAUCUUCAGUUCCUCAUGUGCAUUUUCUGGGGUCCACCUGAAUGGACAAACUUCUACAUAGUAGUGCCCUGACUCUUUAUCAUUUUUUGUCAAGCUCCUAAUCAGAACAGUUUGAGAACUAAAGGGGAACCUUGAGGAACAAUGCUUUUUUUGUUGUUUUUUUUAAACUCGGCCUCGUUUUUAUUGGCGUUAUUGCCUCUUCAUCCACUUUCUUGUCACUUUCUUUUUUUUCCUUUUUGUAAAUGUUUGUUAAAAACGCUGUUCAUGAAAACUCUAUGGUCUGGCCAAGUAAAGGGGUAGCAGUCUUGCUCAGCCCUUUAGGUACGAGUGCGUGUGCAUGUACUCUACAAGUACGCAUGUAAUUGCCUGUUUUUUUGUAUGUAUGUGACAAACACCUUUACACCUUUGCCUUACAGGUAUGCAACAGAAAUGGGAGCUAAAGGAGGAAGGCGUGAAAAGGAAUUUGUGUUUUACAAAGCCUUACACAGACACAUGUUCAUUAGUUUUACAGUGCCUUGCAGAACUAUUUCUUUUUUGGUUGUUUUUUUAUUAAAAACGUCAGGCGUGUUUAUUUAUUCUGCCCCUUUAUACAAGGUGAAACGUGUUGGUGGCUGCGUCAUGUUGUGGAGAGGCUUUUCUUUAACAUGGAGAGGGAAACCGGUCAGAGUUGAUGGAAAGGUGGAUGGAACUAAAUACAGGGCAAUCCUGAAGAAAAACCUGUUAGAAGCUGUAAAAUUCAUGGGGUGGGUGUUAACCUUCAAGACAAGCCACGUAAACAUACAGCCUGAGUCCAAGUGGUAAUGUUUAGUUCAAACCAUAUUCGUGGGUUAGAACGACCUAGUCAAAGUCCACACCUAAAUACCAAGAAUCUGUGGCAAGACUUGAUAAUUGGGGUUCAUAGACACUGUCCAUCCAGUCUGACUGAGCUUGAGCUACUUUAGUUGUCAAAAAGCUGGUAGAGCCCUAUGCCAAUAGACUCUGUUAUAGAAGUAGGUUGUUCUACAAAUAAUUCUCUCCGCGAUGGUGAAAAUACAUCUACUCCAGACUUUUAUGAUAUUUAUUUGUUAAACAAAGUGUAAACCAUGUAUAAUUAGUCAGUUAUUCCCUACUUUGUGUUGGUCUGUCAUAUAUAAAAGCCCAAUAAAAAACAUUAAAGUAUGUGGUUGCAUCGGAGCAAAAUAUGAAAAAGGUCAAGGGUUAUGAAUGUUUUUGCAAGGCACUGUAAAAGGUGAUGAAAAGAGAGGAAAAGUGCAGUAUUUUAGCCACCCUGCCUUAAUUCAUAGACACCAUUCUCAGUAGGUCAGUUUUAAAGACAUUUAUGAAAGUACAAGGAUUUUCACAGGGAAUAUGAUGUCUGUUACAGUGUCUGUUAUCCCCCUGUCUUCUUUGUACCCUCCUAAUUGUGCCAUCUUUUCAUUUAUCUGUCAGCGUAGCAUGUUGAAAUGUCUCUGCAUGCUGUACUAUUCUUCUGUGUCACCACUUGUUGCAGACAUAAUUAAUCAAGUCACUUUUUUCUUUUUUUAAUUUUUGAUCAGUGAUCAUUCCCUCUGCUGCCACCGUGUGGCAGCCUGAGGUAAUAGUCUGGAACUGAUGGAUGAAUGGAUGUUGCUAUCCCUUCCUGUUGCAAUGUGCUUGUGCAUUUGCUGCCAUGAUAUGUGUCAUGCAAGAGUUAACGUCAGAAUGCUAAUAUAUGGUAGCUGUGUUAUUAGGGAUCGUCUCUGUGUUGCAUUAACUCCAAUGUUUAUUUUUUCUGUAAUGCUCUAUGAAACUAUUGAUGUCAGUGUUGUAUGUAUGGAUGUAAAUGACAAAGAUUUUCCUAUAUAUAGUCUAUUGAUGGCGGAUACAGUUUGUAGGUAAUAGGUGGGAGACUUGAAUCGGCGACGUCACAAUCAAAAUCAAUGAGAAUGUUCAACUGAUUUGUCCAUCAUGUUCUGUAUCUGAAGAUUGUAGCUCAUAAUGGACGAACCACCUUUUCCACAUUUCUGAGAGCAUUUCCGAAGUCCUCUUCCAAAGUCUAUCUUGUCUGCUUACAUAGACAUUUACUGACUCUGGAAGUCUUGAAUGUGACAUUCUCAAGCAUUUUUUAUAUGUUUAUACAGUUUAUUUUCAUACACAUCACCAUCUGCCAACUUGUAUAGAUUUGAUAACAAGUGUUCAGUAUUUUUCUACUGGGGCACAGAUGAUUUAUUACAUUAAUGAAAAGUUUAGAUUCACCCUUUCAGUUGUCAACCCAAAACCUCCAAAAGAGCCACCUCGGGUCAAACCUUCAUGUUUUUGUGGUGGUGUCGUUGCGAUACUUCCACAUAUUGUGCACCAGCCCUACUACAGCAAUGCUGUAAAGGUUAUUUAUGUUUCAGUAUUUGAGUUUUCACCAUUCUUGUCAUUUUUUGUGGUGUCCCGUGUGCAUAUUUUGUUCACUAGUUUUGUAUCUCAGAGGGAAGACUAUAUUUUAACUGUUAAGGUUCGCAUUGAUGUUUGUAACCAAAGUGAGAGUAAAAUUAAAAUUAUAUGGUUUGUUAGAGUUACCUUUAGUCCUAUACACAGCACUUUAUUUUACAACAGAUCAGUUUUACCCUAAAGAAAACAACAAGGUCUGUCAAAUGGAGUUUAUAGCUCACUCUUCCUCACAACCUAUUUUUCUAAGAAGAUUGUAGUGGGUGAGAAUAGAAAAAAAAAAAAAGAAGUGACCAAAUGACUUGACUAGGAAUGAACUGUCUGUAGGUGCCAGCCUCUGUCUCAGUGGGUUUAUCACACCAGCCUUCUAUUGCAGAUCAGAAUGUCAAACUGCUUUUUCUAAGUCCAUCAGCACAACAGCAGGUGCUCAUCCGGUCACUCCUGAGAUUGGCAAAGGUCCGAAACAUCAACUGCUCUGCUCCGGGGAGCACACAUACCAUAGUACCUUUAGUAUGGCACUGUUUGUACUACUAAACAGUUUUUGACAAAUCACUUGUUUGUUUUUGUUUUUUUUGUUGUUUUUGGAUAAAAAAUUUCAAAAGUUCACCUGUUGACUUUUUGCCAGCCUGUCUGUAGCAAAUGAGGACAAAGCACUGUAUUGUCAUUCUGCUUGUAAUAAAGAAUGAAAGAUGUUUUCCUGUUGUUCAAA